AGCCAGACCAGCCGACACUGCCAACUGCGAAGUUUGCGUCAACGAUGACCAUCUUUGAAUCGAUGGAGGGGCGAAAGUGGAAGCAGAGAUGCUCGACGUGUGGGACGCCGAUGGGUAGCUGGAAUGAGGCUAAGAGAAGAUGGUCAAUCUGGCCGUCAUCACUAGCUCGAUCGUAUCAGCCUGAAGGUGACGGCGCCUCUUCACCCGAAGGCGCCAUCCACCCGUCAAUCCUCGCCGCCAUCCGCGCCGAUCAUCACCAAUUCUACGGCCCCUGGCGACUGAUGAACAUCAAUGAUGACCUACCAAAGUGGGAUGGAUACAAGGAGCAGAGCCAGCGAGUUCCGUAGCAUCGUCGUCGUCGUGGUGCGGCUGAUUUGAAAUCGGACGCAGCGAUAGCGGUGAUGCAAGCGCGCUGCCGGGCCCGGCCUGCUGCACGCAUGCGCUUCGACUGGCGGACAGGCCGGAGACCGGACCCCUUCGGCGAUGCGUGUGCGUGGGGGACCAGUUGAGAGAGGCGGGGCCCGAUUCAAUAGACGUUUGAUCCUCUCCAUCCGAACGACACCAUCCACUUAACGGCGCGCAAUCUCACCCCGUGCUACCUCUACUGUUAUCCUCACACACGCACCCUCAUACACGCACAUACCGCUUCCAAAAUGGCAAAGGAAAUUGAGGCUUCGGAGGUUGCGAACCACAAGUCGG
Jaminaea rosea is the source of this 699-nucleotide messenger RNA. RefSeq lists its product as hypothetical. The transcript is spliced from 2 exons. Lineage: Eukaryota; Fungi; Basidiomycota; Exobasidiomycetes; Microstromatales. The coding region runs from base 45 to 347 and encodes 100 amino acids. The record is from RefSeq and is a predicted model, not a curated record.